Messenger RNA from Archocentrus centrarchus (flier cichlid), 3089 nucleotides. It is a transcript of the gene cpt1b, whose product is annotated as carnitine palmitoyltransferase 1B (muscle). Gene Ontology annotation, cellular component: mitochondrion. Gene Ontology annotation, biological process: long-chain fatty acid transport; carnitine metabolic process; fatty acid metabolic process. Bases 408 to 2768 code for a protein of 786 amino acids. The transcript is spliced from 20 exons. The record is from RefSeq and is a predicted model, not a curated record. Gene Ontology annotation, molecular function: carnitine O-palmitoyltransferase activity. NCBI's taxonomy places the organism in Eukaryota, Metazoa, Chordata, Actinopteri, Cichliformes, Cichlidae.
GUUACGUCUUAACGCAGCACUGCUGCAGAUUCAGUUGCGUAGCAGGUUAGGUUCUGUCUGUGUUUGGUGUCUCGUUACAAAGGGGAGCAUGUGAUGGGCAGGAGAGAGAGAAAGAGAGAGAGAGAGAGAGAGAGAAAUUGAGGAUGGUGGUGGGGAGGUGUGUAAAGCACAGGAAAGGACAACUAUGACCACAACCUGUAGAAAGCUACUUCAAGGGCACAGAGCACACAAGCCUGAGAACGGAAGAAUUUCACUGCCUCACUGACACAAACCAAAGUCACAGCUUUUCUUUGCUCCAGUGGUUUAGGCUUACUCUGCUCACAAGGACCCAGUGGUUGCCAGAGGGUCCCUGAUGGUCUCUAUGCCUGUGUGGCCAGGACUUUAAACACCAAUAGCAGAACACAGAGAUGGCUGAGGCACACCAGGCAGUAGGCUUCCAGUUCACUGUGCGGCCAGAUGGUGUAGACUUUAAACUGAGUCGAGAAGUCAUCAAAAACAUCUACCUAUCAGGAGUGACAGCAUGGAAGAAGAAAGCCAUUCGGUUCAAGAAUGGUAUACUGGCAGGAGUCUACCCUGCCAGUCCAUCCAGUUGGCUGAUUGUCGUGAUUGCCAUGAUGAGUUCUUUAUAUAUCCACAUAGACCCCUCACUAGGAAUGAUGGAUGUCAUCAAGGAAAAUCUACCAUACCGAGAUCAUGUCUCAGUGCAGACACGAGCGGUGGUGAGUGCCAUCCUGUUUGCCACGGGACUGUGGCUGUUCCUCAUCUACCUCUUGAGAUACACUCUCAAAGCUCUGUUGUCCUAUCAUGGAUGGAUUUUUGAAUCCCAUGGAAAAAUGAGCACAUCAACCAAAGUGUGGCUGUGCCUGGUAAAGAUGUUCUCUGGACGCAGACCAUUGCUCUACAGUUUCCAGGCCUCCUUACCCAGACUCCCUGUGCCCAGUGUGGAUGACACAGUUCACGGGUACCUUGAGUCAGUUCGGCCUCUGCUGGACAAUGAACAGUACAAUAAAAUGGAGAUUUUGGCCAAUGAUUUUAAAGAAACCGAGGCAGCCCAGCUGCAGAGAUACCUAAUCUUGAAAUCAUGGUGGGCAACAAAUUAUGUAAGUGACUGGUGGGAGGAGUACAUUUACCUCAGGGGCAGGAGCCCUAUCAUGGUCAAUAGUAACUUCUAUAUAAUGGACCUCCUGUACAUGACUCCAACACACCGUCAGGCUGCAAGGGCAGGAAAUGUGGUCCAUGCCAUGUUGCAAUACAGACGCAAACUGGAACGUGGUGAACAUGCACCGUUAAGGGCUUUAGGAACAGUUCCUAUGUGUUCCACUCAAAUGGAGAGGAUGUUCAACACCACUCGCAUCCCUGGCAUUGAAACAGAUAUUGUGCAGCACCUGACUGAUCGUAAACACCUGGUUGUAUUCCACAAGGGUCGGUUCUUUCAGGUGUGGCUUUACACUGGAGGGCGCCACCUCUUGCCCAGUGAACUUGAGACACAGUUUCAAAGGAUCCUCAAUGAUACAUCAGAACCCCAACCAGGAGAACUCAAACUAGCUGCCCUGACAGCAGGACACAGGGUCCCAUGGGCUCUGGCUCGGAUAAAAUAUUUUAACCGGGGAGUAAACAAAGUAUCCCUGGAUGCCAUUGAGUCAGCUGCCUUCUUCCUGACACUGGAUGAUGAGCCACAGGGUUACGAUCCUGCAAGGAGCAAUUCACUUGAUAGUUACGCCAAGUCCCUGCUGCAUGGAAAAUGUUAUGACAGGUGGUUUGACAAAUCCUUUACCUUGAUCUCUUAUCCAAAUGGAAAAAUGGGUGUAAAUGUUGAACAUUCUUGGUCUGAUGCACCAAUUGUAGGACACAUGUGGGAGUAUGUUCUUGCAACAGACUGUUUCCAUCUUGGUUACACUGAGGAGGGACACUGUAAAGGGGAUGUGAACAAGAACCUGCCUUAUCCCACUCGAUUACAGUGGCAUAUUCCAAAUGAGUGCCAAGAUGUCAUUGAGACAUCAUACCUCUUGGCCAAGCAUAUAGCUGAUGAUGUGGACUUCCAUGGCCAUCUGUUUACUGAGUUUGGGAAAGGCCUAAUCAAGAAGUGCAGGACAAGCCCUGAUGCCUUUAUUCAGCUGGCCCUGCAGCUGGCCCAGUUUAGGGACCAGAGGGUGUUCUGUCUGACGUACGAGUCAUCGAUGACUCGCAUGUUCAGAGAUGGGCGGACAGAGACGGUACGCUCCUGCACUUCUGAGGCAGUUGCAUUUGUCAGAGCCAUGGAGGACGCUGGUGAGACGAAUGCCCAGAGACUUGCUCUGUUUCGGAAAGCAGCAGAAAAACAUCAAAACAUGUAUCGUCUGGCCAUGACGGGUUCUGGGAUUGAUCGUCACCUUUUCUGUCUCUAUAUAGUAUCUAAAUACCUUGGUGUCGACUCACCAUUUCUUAAGAAGGUGCUUUCAGAGCCCUGGAAGUUGUCCACCAGCCAGACUCCACAACAGCAGCUCAAUUUAGUUGACAUCAACAAGUUCCCUAAAUAUGUGGGUGCUGGAGGUGGAUUUGGCCCUGUUGCUGAUGAUGGUUAUGGUGUGUCUUAUAUCAUUGUUGGGGAAAACCUCAUCACAUUCCACAUCUCCAGCAAGUUCUCCAGUCCUGACACAGACUCAUAUCGGUUUGGUCAGCAAAUUCGACAGGCCAUGCUUGACAUCCAAGCUCUUUUCAAGCCUGAAAAUGAUAAGAUAGGAGAGAAUGCAAAGUAUAUCCAUCUGGAAAAUGGGAAGAAGCACAUAUAACAGACAGUGUGGGAGGGUAUGUUGGAUUUGGAGCACGUACAACCUGUGACUCAGUCUUCAUUCAUAAAAGUAAAACAAGGUUCUGGGGACAGGUUAGGCUACUCUGGUGAGUCACAGAACAGGAGCUGGGCAUUCCUCUCAGAUAAAAACAACAGUUGUGACACCUCUGUGUUUUUCCUAUUUAUACUGUAUUUCUCAGAGAUGCUUUGGUGUUGGUGGGGUAAAUAAAGGAUAUUUUUGAAAAUAGUUCCUCAUAUACACAUACCAGAAGGACUGUAUAUAAAUCUGUAAAAAAAUAAAUAAAUCUGUAUUUAUUCAUGA